Messenger RNA from Periconia digitata, 1593 nucleotides. The record is from the annotation of a GenBank genome assembly. NCBI's taxonomy places the organism in Eukaryota, Fungi, Ascomycota, Dothideomycetes, Pleosporales, Periconiaceae.
ACGUCCUUGGCUCCCUCCGCCGACGAGCUCGCAGGCGCCACGACAACCAGCAACCACAUCAUUUGGCCCGAUAUAUGUAUGUGGAGCUUCUCGUCGGCCUUAUCAUACUGCUGCGCCAUGGCCAUAAGUGGCCGUGUUGCAUGCUUCGUCGUGAAGGCGUGCCAUGGUUGCGAUGGCAUCGCCGCGCUCCCCGCUCAACCGCAUGCUUUCGGCGAUCCACACCCACCACACCUUAGCAAUCCAGUUUGGAACAGGCUGUAUGCGCACCCUUUUCCGUCGAGUCGCUAGAGACGUCUUCCGGCAAAAGAAACAUCGACGAGAACGACGAUGGGCAUCGCCAAUCAGCGACGCUGCGUUUGCAUCGCCCCACCCUCAACGUAAGUGCCGCCACCACUUCUAGCGAAUGCCACUUUCCUUCCUCCCACGUCCCCUCUUCCCCAUUCCCUCGUUGGUUGAGCUUUGUUCAACCAAUCUUCACUCGCACCUCUACAAUACCGAGGUAAAUGGUAAGAAGAGAUGAAAUACAUCUCGUUGUCUCGAUGAGUACAACUCAAACGACCGGCGCGGCCACGGCAAUAGCUAUGACACCGUCCCGAUAACGUACGCCCGUAUAAUGAAGUCGCGUUCUUGAUGUCGAGGAAGAUAUCGACGUCUUCGGCAAAGCCGGCCGAGUCUUAGGAAUGACAUACACAAUUCGUGCAUUUGCACCAAUGAUGCUUAUGAUGACCUGGUGGCCCAUCGGCAUAGUCUCAUCGUCAUCAUCCAGUACAGCUUUUCCGGACACAUCAUCGGCUCGACUCGUGCGCGGUAUCCCUCGAAAUGCACCCGUUAGCGAACUGAAUUUAUACUCGGUAGAAGAGAAAAGGAUGGACACCCACGUACCUAUAGGAAUACCGUUUUCCACGGCACAGAAACCACUGCGUCAGACGAUGCAUCCCCCGGUUGAAAUAGCUAUGACCGGAUUAUUCGUCGCCAGUCUUGGAAAAGAUCGUCGCACUCAGAGAGCCCAUCUCCUGUCAGCAUCCAAGCCCGAGAUAUCUAUCCACUGGCUGGCUGGCAGCGUCCUGUCUUUAGGUUUUUCAAGGAGUAUACAUUGGUCUUGAAAUCUCGAGUUUUUGACUCAACAACUCACUGUACAGACUUCUCUGCCCAUCACGCAAGCCAUCGCCGGCAGCAAAACGAGUAACGGGAGUUCUUGGAUUCACUAAUCUAACCUGUGGCCGAUUAGUGAGACUCGAUUUGUAAAAUACGGAGUGGAACUUACGAUUGUUUCCUUGAAAGAUAGGAUUGUCCGGCUUCCCCAAUCCGGCAACGCGACAUGGAUAACACGAUCUGAGGUUGCAUACCAUUUCCUCCCUAUUCCAAAUGACCAUAUAGCCAACGCUCUCGGCCGUUCCCUCUACACCAAGUCAACGUCUCAAGAGAGAAUCGUUGCUAUUAUCCUCCACGCUCACCAGAAGCCCAUCUCUACUUCAUGGCUUUGGGUCCGCGAGUGACGAGCACGCUCUCAAUCCUGCCGCGAUGCGUUGUCCUUGGAUUUUAAGACAACAAAAAUCCCUCUUUUCUUGUCAAUGCUGUUCGGGCUCCCCACUG